Molecule: messenger RNA, 684 nt
Organism: Drepanopeziza brunnea f. sp. 'multigermtubi' MB_m1
Lineage: Eukaryota; Fungi; Ascomycota; Leotiomycetes; Helotiales; Drepanopezizaceae
Source: RefSeq, a predicted model, not a curated record
AUGACCGACGAAGAGGAAACGGGGGAGAUUAGCAAAGAGAUCGAGGCUACGGGCACGAAGGAGGACCCCGGAUUCGGAAAUGAGCCUCUUAAAGACCUUAGAAGAGGACGGACCACCGGCAACUAUAUCAGUAACCCUUUAUCGAUCAGACCAUUAGCUAAGCAAAGCACGCCUGCGUACGGCACUCUAAGCGCCUUUGACGAUGAUAGAGACGAUUUCUUUGAGCUAGGGGCAGCAGACCUUCACUCAAGAGCGAAGGAAUUGGCCUUGUUCGCGCGAAGCUUUCCUAAAGAGCUGAAGUAUUUAAGACCCGACGAUGACUUUAAGACUCAAUUAGGAAUUUUUGCUAACCAAGCAAGUCGAUACGGUUUGACUUCCGAGGACUACUUGGCGGCGUUCCCGAUUAUGCUUACAAAGGAGGCUAUAACCUUUUAUUAUAAUCACGUUAUUAAGGCUAGACUUCCGACUUUCAAAGCAAACGCUAUUGCAACUACGAUUGCACGAAUGAACCUUGCCUUUACCUUUACCGCCGCAGUUGCCGACAUUCGCAAAGCUAUUGCGUUUGCAACUGAGACCUCCCGACCUCUUGCUAAGGCGAACUGCCAAUACUUCGGAGGUAAGAAAGCUGCCAAAGCUAUUAAGGGUGAGAAAAGGUGUUUUGUUUGCAAAAAGCCAGGUUGCUAA